Molecule: messenger RNA, 1387 nt
Organism: Dioscorea cayenensis subsp. rotundata (Guinea yam)
Lineage: Eukaryota; Viridiplantae; Streptophyta; Magnoliopsida; Dioscoreales; Dioscoreaceae
Exons: 7
Coding region: 59-1237 (392 amino acids)
Source: RefSeq, a predicted model, not a curated record
UUCUCGAUUUCGAGAGAUCGAGAGCGAGACUGAGAUCGAGAUUGAGAUCCUACCAACGAUGGCGAUAUGGAGGAGAUGGAGAAGUCCAUACCUCUUCUUCAUCCCUCUCCUUCUCGUUCUCCCUCUCCUGCUCACUGUUUCCGAUUUACAUCGCAGGACAAUCUCGCAGACUCCGCGGAGAAAUCCUUCCAAGAAAUCAGAUCAUAUUGUUCUUGGUCCAGCCGCUGGCCAAGGCAUGCCUGAUCGCCUUCAAUGCCAAGGUCUAAAAGCUAUGAAUGGGAUCCACUCAUCGAAUACAAAUCGGGAGUCUAAUAACUGUGAUACUGUCACUUUUGUCACAGUAUUCACGGUGUACAAUAGUCAUCUGAAAACAGAAUCUGCAAAGGUUGAUGAUAAAUCACUUGGUACAGUUACUGUUGGUAACACCUCAUACACUAAGACAGAAAGGUCCAUGGCCGUCCUCAACAUUUUUGUUAACUUCAUACAGGUGUCGAUGCCAAGAAGCAAUGUGAUCAUAUUGACUGAUCCUGCUUCUGAGUUUUCAGUGGAAAAAAACGUUGCAACAAUUCUAGCCAUUCAUGGGGACUAUUCUCGUGACAAUUUGAUGCUUCAGAGAAUCAGGUCCUACAUUACAUUUUUGGAACAAAAGCUCGAGGAGCAUCCUGAGAGGCUGAAGUGUGUUAAUCAUUACAUUUUUACUGACUCUGAUAUCGCAGUGGUGGAUAAUCUUGCACACAUAUUCCAGGAAUAUCCCAACUUCCACCUGGCCCUCACUUUUCGUAACAACAAAGAUCAACCUCUAAAUUCUGGAUUCAUUGCAAUUAGAGGCACUGUAGAAGGAAUUCUCAGAGCGAAGACUUUCCUACAAGAAGUACUGGAAGUUUAUAGCACUAAAUACAUGAAAGCUUCACGCAUGCUCGGUGAUCAAUUAGCCCUCGCAUGGGUUGUCAAAUCUCAUCUUUCAUUUGCUUUCAAGAAAUUUUCCAGACAUGAAGCUUUUCCAGGUGACAUGAAUGGAACAUCGGUGCUCUUCUUACCAUGUGCAAUUUAUAACUGGACCCCUCCCGAGGGCGCCGGGCAGUUUCAUGGCAUGCCACUUGAUGUAAAGGUUGUUCAUUUCAAAGGUUCGAGGAAGCGAUUAAUGUUGGAAUCUUGGAACUUAUUCAACUCAACCUCAAACUUAUCAGACAUGCUAUGCCUCAUCUUGGCAAGUGGUAGAACAAAGUAUGACUUCUGAUUUCCAUCUUCUUACUUAACCUUAAUUGAAGGACAUCACUGUAGGGUACAUAUCUCAAGUGUUAGUUCAUUUUUUGCCUAUGUCAUUUGGGUUAUGUAAUGUUUGCAGAACACUCCCUGAUUCUCUGAGUAAUCACACUGUUCCUUUUCA